AUGGUGUUGAAUUGGAGAGCCGUUUUGGCGGCUAUCGCCACGGCGUCAACUCUAAUUGAAGGCGCCUCAACUAUCAGGGUCGGCAAUCAUGAGCCCGGCACAUUCUCGUACAACCGCACCACCUUUCUCCUCAACAAUGAAGCAUACCAGAUUAUUGGAGGUCAGAUGGACCCCCAGCGCAUCCCUCAUGAAUACUGGGCUCAGCGUUUGCAAAUGGCAAAGUCGAUGGGCCUCAACACCAUCUUUAGCUACCUGUUCUGGAACGAUCUGGAGCCAACACCUGGCGAUUGGGAUUUUACAGACCGCAACAAUGUUGGCCACUUUUUCCAACUUGCUCACGACGCAGGCCUCAAGAUUGUUCUUCGUCCUGGACCCUAUGUCUGCGCUGAACACGAAUGGGGCGGCCUUCCAGGCUGGCUGAACAAGAUUCCUGGCAUGGCAAUUCGCCAGAACAACGAACCUUUCUUGGCCGCUUCCAAGCAGUAUAUUGACCAAUUGGGUGAUGUACUCGGCAAAUAUCAAAUCACUCGCGGUGGUCCUAUUAUCAUGACCCAGCUUGAAAACGAAUAUGGCAGUUUUGGCAGUGACAAGGACUACCUCAACAGGACCGCCAACCUACUUCGCGACAAUUUUGAUGUAAUUUUAUACACUAAUGACGGUGGUGGUAAGAGCUACCUCGAUGGCGGAAGCUUGCACGAUGUCUUGGCCGAAACGGACGGAGAUGCUCAGAGAGGCUUCGCCGCUCGCGAUAAGUACGUCACGGAUCCGACCAUGCUCGGACCCCAGCUCGAUGGUGAAUACUAUACAACUUGGCUCGACGUCUGGGGAAGCAACUAUACCCAUCGGCAAAUGGAUGCAGCUGCUCUCAAGAAGGCAUCAAGCGAUCUCGAUUGGGUUCUCUCAGGCAAGAACUCCUUCAGCUUGUACAUGUUCCACGGCGGCACCAACUGGGCCUUCGAUGCUGGCGCCAUCUGGGAUAAGGAAGCAGCAGCUGUUGCCACUACUAGUUACGACUACGGUGCUCCUCUUGAUGAGAGUGGACGUCCUAGCGCCGCAUACGAGGCUUUCCGUACGACGAUUGCUAAACACGUACCGGCUGGAUCUAUUCCCAAGGUUCCUGCGUUUCCACCAUUGACGACAGUUCCUAAAUUUAGCUUUAAGUCGGCAUCUGGGCUCUUCGACUUUAAAGGAGAUAGCCCGACGGCAUCAACAGUGUACCCUGUCACCAUGGACUCUCUCGACCAAAUCCGGGGCUUCAUCUUAUAUGAACACACUGUUACAGAAGAUGUGGAAGGAGUGCUCGCAGUUGGUGACCAGCCUCGUGAUCGGGUUCUGGUCUAUGUGAACGAAGUCCGCGUUGGUGUCAUUGAUCGAAUUUACAAGUACCCUGCCACUGUCAAGGUUACUCUCAAGGAGGGCGACAAGCUUUCUCUUCUUAUUGAGAACAUGGCUCGCAUUGAUGCCGGCCAACGCAUGGUUGAGCAGAUUAAAGGCAUUGUAGGUAACGUCACUGUUGGAGGCGGCGAAUCGCUCAUUGGCUGGGAAACUUAUUCGAUGCCCCUGACAGAGCUGCCUGAAGGUGCUGCUGAGGGGACAGACGAUUACGAAGUCAAAGACAACCAGCAGCCUGCUUUUUUCCGGGGCUCUUUUGAGCUUCCCCAAGGAGUGCAAAACGACAUGUCUGGCGACACCUUCUUAUCGCUGCCCAAUAACUACAAGGGCGUAGUGUGGGUGAACAACAGACUCAUUGGCCGCUACUGGGCUAUUGGCCCUCAGCAAAGCUUGUACAUCCCCGGCGUGUAUCUGAACGCUCCUGGUACAGCAAACGAAGUCGUCCUUCUUGAGUUGGAGCCAUCCACUGGAACAGAAAUUGUAGGAGAAGGUAUUGCAGAGCGCAAGUGGUUCAACUCACCAGAUAAGAAUCUCUCCGGGAAAUAA
Messenger RNA from [Torrubiella] hemipterigena, 1938 nucleotides. The record is from the annotation of a GenBank genome assembly. NCBI's taxonomy places the organism in Eukaryota, Fungi, Ascomycota, Sordariomycetes, Hypocreales, Clavicipitaceae.